Molecule: messenger RNA, 551 nt
Organism: Cuscuta europaea
Lineage: Eukaryota; Viridiplantae; Streptophyta; Magnoliopsida; Solanales; Convolvulaceae
Source: the annotation of a GenBank genome assembly
CUUCGAUUCUUUUAAUUCAUCAAGGGUGAGGCUCAUUCCAGAUGUAUCCGAACUCUGACAUAUCCUUGCAGCCUCAAAGAAGAGAUGGUCCAUGACUCCGAAAACGGCAUGGCCAGUGAAGAAAGGGAUAAAGUAUUCAACAGAUCUGGGAUUUUUUGCAGCCCUACCAGAGUUGAGAAAUUUAAUGACAUGUUUUGCUCAAAAAUCUUUUUUGAAAUUUUUGGUGCAGAAAAGAUGGGAGAGGGUUCUUAUUUGGUUGAUGACUUGUUGGCUGCAUUUGAUUUCUUUAGAAAAACAGAGUUUAGAUUAUGGUUGGACUCGGGUCGGGCCACCCGGCCCGUGGACCGGACCGGCCCGCUACUGUGCGGGACCGGGACCGGCCCGGUUCUCGGGUCCGUGUCCGGGUCGGGCCUAGGCCCGGGGGUAGGGCGGGUCCGGGCUCGGGUCUCAAUUUUGGUGAACCGGCCCAGCCGGGUCGGGCCCGGGCCCGGGCCAAAUUGAUUUUUUUUAUUUUUUUUUUCAUUUUUGGGGUUCCACCCGGGUUGGGCUUG